This is a messenger RNA of Salvelinus fontinalis (brook trout), 4759 nucleotides long. RefSeq names its product homeobox protein Nkx-2.1-like. Lineage: Eukaryota; Metazoa; Chordata; Actinopteri; Salmoniformes; Salmonidae. Gene Ontology annotation, biological process: regulation of transcription by RNA polymerase II; cell differentiation. Gene Ontology annotation, molecular function: RNA polymerase II cis-regulatory region sequence-specific DNA binding; DNA-binding transcription factor activity, RNA polymerase II-specific. Gene Ontology annotation, cellular component: nucleus. The transcript is spliced from 2 exons. The record is from RefSeq and is a predicted model, not a curated record. Bases 420 to 1454 code for a protein of 344 amino acids.
GCCUAUGAUACACAUGUAUAUACAUGCAAGUAGGUUAUGGUAUUGUGGGAGGCGAGCUGCAGAGCUCAUGUUGUAGCUUGCCCAACACGUAAGUCAAAUUAUGACUUGGGUGCAAUGAGAGGAGGAUAGAGCUGCGUUGUAUUGUUGCCCUAGUUGGUGAUGCCCCGCCUCUGGCUUAAACCUGGCACCCUGCUAAAACAAACGAAAACCAGCAGCACCAAGCUCAGCCCAGCUCAACUCAGCUCCCACUCAAUGCAAUUAAGGCGGACUUCAGGCGACUCUCCUACCUACGUGUUCAUCUAGCAAGGAUCGACGUUGAGACAACAGGAACCAGAGAGAAAGAGGGGCUUUGGUCCAAAAAAACCCAGGAGAGAUUGCCUAGCCUUCUAAUUUCUCCCCUCUCCAACAGCCCAAGAACAAUGUCGAUGAGCCCUAGGCAUACGACUCCUUUUUCUGUUUCCGAUAUCUUGAGUCCUCUUGAGGAGAGCUACAAGAAAGUAAGUAUGGAGAAUAACAACUUGGGGUCACCUCUCGCGUCGUACCGGCAGCCGCAGGUGUCUCAGGCGAUGAUGCAGCAGCACCACAUGGGCCAUAACGGGACGGUGUCCGCGGCAUACCAUAUGACUGCGACGGGGGUGUCCCAGCUGUCACACACCACGAUGGGGGGCUACUGUAACGGCAACCUGGGGAACAUGAGCGACCUGACGCCCUACCAGGACGGCAUGAGAGGCAGCGCCACGGCCACUGGCUGGUACGGGGCCAACACAGACCCGCGAUUCUCCACGAUCUCGCGCUUCAUGGGCUCUUCUUCGGGCAUGAACAUGGGCAGUAUGGGCAGCCUUGGCUCGCUAGUAGACGUGGGGAAAGGCAUGGGCUCGCUCUCGAGCACCCCGAGAAGGAAGAGGCGCGUGCUGUUCUCUCAGGCUCAGGUCUACGAGCUCGAGCGGCGAUUCAAACAACAGAAGUACCUAUCGGCGCCUGAGAGAGAACACCUGGCGAGCAUGAUCCACCUCACCCCGACCCAGGUCAAAAUCUGGUUUCAGAACCACCGAUAUAAAAUGAAGAGGCAAGCGAAGGACAAAGUGUCGCAGCAGCAGAUGCAACAGGAGAGUAGUUCCUGUCAGCAGCAUUCACCUCGGCGGGUGGCUGUGCCUGUGUUAGUGAAAGACGGCAAGCCAUGCCAAGGCAGUGCCCACACUCCCACCACUACUGUCCAGGCCCACCACCAACAAGGUGCCAAUGUUAUGAUCAUGUCCAGUAACGGUUCAGGCCUAGGUCAGCACCAGAGCCAACAGGUGGGUAGUGCAGGUCACUCUCCAGACCUAACACAACACUCCGCCAGCCCACCGUCUCUCCAGACCCAGGUAGCCGGCCUCUCUCACCUGAACUCCUCCAGCGCCGAGUACGGGACGGCCCUGCAGUGCUCUGCUCUGUUAUAUGGCAGGACAUGGUGAUCUGUUAUGCCGCAGGACAUGAUCUGUUAUAUGGCAGGACAUGGUGACAGCCAGACAAACUAUGAUCACAAACAUACAUACAACACUGCUGUCAAAGCUUUUUCAACAAAGGCACUCAACAGACAAGCAAACAAACAAUCAAACAAACUGUACUUUGUGUACAUUUUGAACCACACCAUUUGGUGAAUUUUAGUUCAUGCUCUUCUUCUAAAAUGUAAUUGGAUAUGAGGACAGUAAGAGGGGACGAAAGAAACUCGACAGAUGAAGUUAUGAGGAUAUGCGAGUUCAAUCUUCGCUUUGAAGGUGGAUUUCUUAUUUCUGUAAAUUAUACUGAAGCUAUACAAGGCUAGUCCUACAUCAAGAGGUCAUAGGCCUACUCCUGUGUGUAGGUCAUUGGGAUAAAGAUCUCAAUAGAACAACUGUGGGUGCUUUUCAAUUUUUUUCACAGAAGGCUCUGGUUUAUAAUAGAAUUUAAUGUAAAACGUAGCUUGUAUAUUUCUGUAAAAGGUUUGAAUUGAAUAUAUAGUUUUUAGCAAUCUGUUGUACAAAGUUUUUAGCGCUAUUAAUGGUUUGUGGUUGGUUCUUUGAGUUCCAUCGGUAUUUGUACGUUUUAUUUACUUGUAACUUAUAUAGAUAGAUAUUACUUAAAUACAGCCAAACAAUCCUAUUAAUAAAUUAUGGUAAUAAAAUUCAUUCAGAUCCAUUUAUUGAAAUUGUUUUGUAUACUGUUUAAGAGAAUACAUAGGCCUACGAGAAACCUUGUCAAAUUAUUUUCAGAAAACGAAUAGGCCUAUAGGCAUUUACCUGUAGAAAAUGAAUAUUAUAAUAAUUAUUAUUAUUAUUAUUGUAGUAGUAAUAAUAAUAAAGAUAAUGAUUAUAAUUAUAAUAAUGCAUGAUAUUGUCUAUAGUCCAUUUUAGCUUGUCAAUUCAGUAAGUCUCAAUUUAGACCGAAAUUAUUUUUUGCUGUCUUAUUAUGUUAACAGCACACAAUAAUGGAUUUUAAGCAAUGCAUGACUAAUGAAAACCUGUUUUUGACCAGGUGUGAUCGAAAUCGUUGUUACUAAGUGUUGCUGUGUAGGUAGGCUAAAUUGCUAUUAGCUUAAUGCUAACUUUUGCCUGAAAGAGCUUAACCCCAAUUCCAGGCUCUUUGGUCACGUUUAUUAUAGCUACAAUCAACGGUUGUCAGUAGACGUGGUUCGUGGGUUCGUGGUACUCUGUGGACGUUCCUACAAAACGCGGCGCCUCACAAAUCGUGUAUUGUGUACACACUAUCUCACUUGGAUCACGCUGGGUAAACUCAGGCCAGGUCUUUGUGUGCACUCGGCGUCCCUUAGGUUCCUAGCGUUCUCUGCCGCCCGCCUGUUUCUGGUUUGGGUGAGUCAUUUAGGUGAGGUCUCGAAGCGUUCUUUUUAACACUGGGGAUCAAACACGCGCGGACUAAAAGAACGUCUUAUCGACCAAAUCCCUUGCCAAACAACAGUAUUCUUCUCAAAUAACUUCGCAAGAGAAAUCAUCUUCUCUUAUCAGAGGUAAGCAUUACAUUGUAAGGUUGUAUUCUGUUACCUGUUACCUGAAUACCUGUUGUAUUCGGCGCAUGUGACAAAUAACAUUUGAUUUAAGCCUACGUUUAUCAAUAAUCGAUAAAUCAACUGGGAUUUAAAAGAAAAUAGCGUAGGCUACCCACCAGCACCCCCUGUUUACGUAUUGAUAAGUUGCUUUUAACUAUCUUUGCACAAAAACUUUGGAUAGGCCCGAACGAUUUUACUCCAUUGUUCUGAAUCCAUAGUUUAAAGGCUACGUCUUGGCCACCAUUUCGUUUACAGCCUAUUUAAGUCCAAAUAUUAUUUUUUUGCAAACUUGAACAUAGACAUGUUGUAGAAGAGUGACACGAUUCUAAAUUCUAUGACAUAGCCUGCAGUCUUUCAUUUUAGAAGUUUAAUGUAAUUUGCUUAUAUCAAGUGGGAUGGCGUCUUCAAUGUAGGCCUAUCAAAUAAGAUAUUAUUUUGACUGAGGAUGUUAAUGCAGUUGGCCCUGGCUCGUCAAGGUAUCAUUUGCAUGCGGUGGAGAAGAGAUUUUGUGGUUUUUAAUUGAUUCGAGAAUGUUUUAACAUAUAAAUGGUACAUUUAAAAUGAAAUGUGUGGGACGGACCAAUAGGCCCAUUGUGUGGGACAAGCUCUGUGUUCUUGAAAUUUAGUUGUAAUGUAAAGGACUUGCAACUAUUUUGAUAGUACGAUAUUAUACACUGAGUAUACAAAACAUUAUGAACACCUGCUCUUUCCAUGACAUUGACUGACCAGGUGAAAGCUAUGAUCCCUUAUUGAUGUCACCUGUUAAAUGCAUUUCAAUCAGUGUAGAUGAAGGGGAGACAGGUUAAAUAACGAUAUUUAAGCCUUGAGACAUGGAUUGUGUGUCUGUAUCAUUCAGAGGAUAUAUGGGCAAGACAAAAGAUUUAAGUGCCUUUGAAUGGGGUAUGGUAGUAGGUGUCAGGCACACCGGGUUGUGUCAAGAACUGCAACGCUGCUCGGUUUUUCACGCUCAACAGUUUCCCGUGUGUAUCAAGAAUGGUCCACCACCCAAAGGGCAUCCAGCCAACUUGACACAACCGUGGGAAGUAUUGGAGUCAACAUAGGCCAGCAUUCCUGUAGAACGCUUUCCACACCUUGUCCAUGUCCCGACGUAUGGAAUUGUUCUGAGGACAAAAGGGGGGUGCAAUUUAAUAUUAGGAAGGUGUUCCUAAUGUUUGAUAUACUCAGUGUAUAUUGUUAUAUAUUCUUUUAAUAAUUAUAUUAUAAUAAUAUUUAUUAUUAUGUUACUGUGAUAUUAUGGGAAUUGCAAAUAUUUUGUAGUCUUUAUGAUUAGGCUAUAUAUGAAUAGCCAUACGUGCUCUUUCCUAAGUCUGCAAAAUAUAAGCUAUUGAACAACAACCAAAAGGGCUAGCUCAAAAUACUUUACUCUUAACUGCACCGGGCCCCUAAAUAGUGUAAUUAUUUCAGCACGAAUAUGACGCAAACGGCUCCUCAAGAUUCGUGCUCUUUAUUUUAUGCAUUAGGCCCACUUUAGACAUAUUUACGUUAUGAUAUUUCGCAUAUUUAUGCUAUAAACAUAUAUGACCGAAAUUUAGUCCAAGGCUCCAUGUUUAUAUACUGUGCAUUUGACCUAAAGGGAAUAUUAAACCUAAUAUUUUCAGAUUGUGUAUGGUUAUUUCAAAUUAUUUUGUGCAAUUGUUCAUGAAAAAAAGAAUUGACUUCCAAUAUAGCUUAUUGAUUUUGACUUUAAGGGCCCAGGUGGUUGUGUGCCAUCCCUAC